ACCAGGUGCUGACAGAUUCUCACAAUCAGAACAAAUAUGGCCGCCUGCGCACUCAGCUGCUAUCAUAAUAAUGACGAGGUCACUCGAAUUUUUGCGUAAUUCGUCUUGACUACACCUCAAUCAUGCUGUAACCAACCUGAGACACAAUGUCACACAUAAUUCCUCCAAUACUGUCAACCACACCUCCACCAUUGAAUGACAUUCCCGACGAUGACGACGACUUCGGGGACUUUGCAGUUGCUGACGACCCUUUCCAUACGGAAUGUGAAGCUGGUAAGGACAUCACUUGGAUUGACGAAAGUUUGAAGAAAAAUACGGAUAACACAAGCCAGGAUUCUGUCCUGUCCUCUAACACAGAUUCCGGCCUAUGCAGCGACAGCUCUCCUUUGCCAGGGGGAGAGAACAAUAAUUGUGAUCACCAUCCCGUGAACUGUGAUGUGCCUUUGAGCGAAAGUAUUCCACACGCACAAUGUGAUUCGAUAGAGAAAAGUACUAAAGGUGAAAAUGAGAACAUUCCGUUCAGUGCAAGUGUCAAUUUAGCGGAUGGCGAUUCAGAACUUAGCAGUCAGCCUGCUGCCCCAGAUAUUUUGAGUGAAUUUCCGAAAGAAGAGCAUAUGUCUUCAACAGAAAAUGGAUUCUACAGUAAUUUGGAUGAGCACUGUGUCAAAGAGGAGGAAAAUAACUCGGAACCUCCUGAAAAGGGGAUAUUGUCAGAUGGGGAUGUUCUGGAGGCUGAAGCAACCUUAGAAGUCAAAGAACCAAUGUUGGACUGGGAUAAAAAUCGCAGUCAAGCUGUGAACGGAUCUGAAGACUUGACAUCAGAUCAUGUCCAGGAGAUCAAAGUUUGUACGACAGACCCAAAUUUAAGCCAAAUUAAUACUGAUGAUGAUGAAACAUCAAAAACAAGAGCUGAAAACGAAGAUUUUGGAGAAUUUGAGAGUAAUUUUGUUGAAAGCCAAAUUGAAGAGGCAGCUGAGGCAGAAAAACCUGAAAUGAAACUGGAUGGAGAAGGGCAGCUGCAAAUGACUGACAAAAAGGAACCUGUUGAAACUCUAAAUGCUGCUCAGACUUUAUGCAGUGAUCUAACAGAGCAGCAGCCAUCAGUUUCACAAGACUUUGAUUUUGAUUAUGAAUGCUCUGCCAAAGAUGAUGAAACAACAGAGAGCUUUGGUUUCUUGGAUGAAAGUCCCGAAAGUCAAUUCAGCGAGGAGCUAUUUAAAGAGGCACCACCUGAAUGCAGCGAGACUGCCAAUGACCAGCCUGAGUUUGAUGACUUUGGAGAUUUUGCUGAGGCUUCCGAGUUUCAAGCUGGGGAAGGAGAAUCGGUGAAAUUGGAGUUUGAUGCUUUUAAAGACUCUGUAGAAAUGUCUUCUGAUGACAACUGGGCGCUGCCAGAGGAAAACUUUAAAACUGCAACAGUCUUGGAUGAUGACGAGGAUGAUGAUUUUGGUGAUUUUGAAGAAGCUGACGAAAAAUUUGAACGCAUCAAGUCAACCUCUCCAAUAGUUGAUAAUAACAAUGAGUUUGCGUCCAAAUCAAACGAUCUCUAUAGUCAGCCUGAAAAGAUAAAAGAAGUUGUGGCGAGCAUUUUUGACUGCAACUCACCUCUGGGUUCACCGGAAGCUCUUAGUCCACUUAGUAUCCACCUAAAGCACCUUUGGCCUGAAGUGCAAGAUGUGCAAAAUACCCCAGCCUUAGAGUUCCAGUGGAAUAAUUCAAAAAGCCACGAUCAGAUGUUAUCUUCACUUGGAAUAGACACUAGAAAUAUACUUUUUGGGCACCAGUGGAAUAGUUCUAUGCCAAGGUUUGCAGCAAACUUGGGCCACAGUCCAUUAGAACCUGUGAAAGCUGCUGACGUCCUCAGCACAUCCAACUCAAUGGCACCAGAGCAGGAGAAUGUUCCUGCAGCACAAUUCGACUGGAGUGGCAGCGGACUAGUAAAUCCGUUAGACUCAAAUCUGCUGCUUAAUAUAGAUCUCCUUUGGGAUCCUCCAAGUGACAGCAAAGCCUGCAGGAAGAUUUUAAGUGCAGCUGCCCAGAAAGUCAUUUCGCAUUUGCCAGAUCUCUCAUUUAUGAGGGCAACAAGUCUGUCACGACCUUAAAAUUUUAUCUUUCUAUUGGAACACCUAAUUUUCAUGGCGACUUCUGUCUGUCGAAGUGUUGAGUGAAACGUACCUAUGUCCAAUUAUUUCUACUGUGAAUGCAAAUUAUCUCCUAAUAGUGCAUCACAAAUUUUACAUUCCACCGCUAACAGUUGUUAUAUGUAAAUGUGAUUGAAUGGCAAAGUACUUCAGUAAUUAUUUAUGAAUAAAAGGUAUUAUGUUUUCAUUUUAA
Cloeon dipterum is the source of this 2334-nucleotide messenger RNA. It is a transcript of the gene Afti, whose product is annotated as aftiphilin. Gene Ontology annotation, cellular component: trans-Golgi network membrane; AP-1 adaptor complex. Gene Ontology annotation, biological process: intracellular transport. The record is from RefSeq and is a predicted model, not a curated record. The coding region runs from base 147 to 2102 and encodes 651 amino acids. Gene Ontology annotation, molecular function: clathrin binding. Lineage: Eukaryota; Metazoa; Arthropoda; Insecta; Ephemeroptera; Baetidae. The transcript is spliced from 9 exons.